Zerene cesonia (dogface butterfly) is the source of this 5023-nucleotide messenger RNA. RefSeq names its product adenylate cyclase type 10-like. Gene Ontology annotation, cellular component: cytoplasm. Gene Ontology annotation, biological process: cyclic nucleotide biosynthetic process; intracellular signal transduction. The record is from RefSeq and is a predicted model, not a curated record. The transcript has 35 exons. Lineage: Eukaryota; Metazoa; Arthropoda; Insecta; Lepidoptera; Pieridae. The coding region runs from base 53 to 4990 and encodes 1645 amino acids. Gene Ontology annotation, molecular function: adenylate cyclase activity; protein binding.
AAAUGUAACUGGAAGUUGGAGUGAUGUACACGAAGCCAAACGUGUCGCUGUCAUGGCCUCACUUGUGCCGGAUGAAAUAAUUUAUAAGCAUUCUGACUACACAGUCCGAUGUUACGAAACGGCCCUUAUGUUUAUAGAUGUUUCUGGAUUUACUGAUCUUUGCGAGACUUACACCAAGGCUGGCCAGGGUGGUCCAUCACGUUUAACCCAAGUACUAAACUUGUAUAUCGGGGCCAUGGUCCAAGAAAUACUCACUCAUAAAGGGGACGUUUUGAAAUUUUCUGGCGAUGCAUUUCUUUGUAUGUGGAAAAAAUCUCCCAAGCUGAAUAUGCAAGAUGUGGUCCAUACAGCAAUUGAUUGCGGAUUAUUGAUACAAAAAAAUUACGGACGAUAUAUAACUGAUGUUGGCGUGAUUUUAAAAGUAAAAAUUGCGAUCUCGGCUGGUCUAUCCCAUUUCUCAAUCAUCGGUGGGCAUGAGCAGUGUCAAUCCCACUACGUAAUCGUGGGCCAACCUGUUUGGGACGUUAAGAUGGCCGAGUAUAUGAGCACCGCGGGAGAUGUCCUUACUUCCGCAAGUGCUUGGAUGUAUGUAAACGAAUCAGAGUAUUGUACCCAGCCUUGCGGGGAUGGGAGACAUACAAAGGUUUUAGGUGUUGGGGCCACUUGGAAACGAGUACAAAAGUUACAUUCGUCCGUUAGUAUGAAUCCCGAUCCGGAGUUAAUAAAGCCACCAUAUUCAGAAUAUCCUCAAAUGGAGGGAAAUUCUUUGACCGGAAUUAACUACAGAGAGUUUUCACGUAAGAAUAGUUUCUACACAAUUACUAAAGUUUUACUACCUGUGAGACCAGCUGUCAUAACAGCGAUGCGAAGUGAUUGGUGGGCGGCGCUACGUCGAUACAUGGUCCCACCGAUAAUAAGGGCUGUGGACAAUGACGAGCCCAUGGACUUCCUCACAGAGAUACGGCACGUGGUCGUAGUCUUCUUGAACAUAAUUACACGGACGGUCACUGAGGACGUGCUCAUUGAAGUCGUUGAUAAUGCUUAUAAAAUUGUUUGUUGCGUUACAUCGAAAACUGGCGGACUAGUUAACAAAGUGUCGAUGUUCGAUAAGGACAUGAUGUUCUUAAUGGUUUUCGGAUUGCGAGGUCUGAAGCAUGAGGACGAGGCGCAAAACGCUUUACUUUGCGCCAACAAACUGAAGGAAUAUCUUAACGAUGUUAAUAUUACAAUCGUCAGCAUUGGAGUCACGUCGGGUUCUACAUAUUGUGGUGUUGUGGGGCAUGUGUUACGACGAGAAUAUACAGUUAUUGGUUCCGCAGUUAAUAAGGCAGCAAGAUUAAUGAUGGCAUAUCCCAAUAAAGUGACAUGUGAUAAAGAGACGUUUUUGCGGAGCAAACUCGAUCAAAAUUUCUUUAAAUUGAUGGAAGCAAAAAUUUUAAAAGGAUUUUCCAAUCCUGGGCCAAUUUAUGAAUUUAAUCGGACUAGAAUAAGUUAUUCACAUCCAAUUCUGGGGCGUGAAGAAGAACUUCAGGUUUAUCAAACAACGCUUAUGUCAGCGAUUGAACAAUACUCAAGGAAAUUUACACGAUAUAGAGAUCAUAAGUUUGGAGUAGCAAUUAUUGGCUCGAGAUUGUCCGGCAAAACCCGUUUAAUGGUUGAAUGUAUAAACAUCACACCAAAAUAUAUUGAAGUGGAUCAUAUUAUAUUAACGGAGAAGGAUAGUAAGCAAUUUAAAGUAAUCAGACUAAUCAUGGGUAGACUGUUCAAGGGCAUAGGACAGUCUUCCCGCGAAAAUCGAGAAAGCAGAAUUCGAUACACAGUUGACAUGACUUCACUAACACCGUUGGAAAUAUAUGCAGUAAAUACUAUAUUCGACUGCCGCUUUCCCCUUCCGGAGCAUUUUGAAUACCAUGGCGAUAUCCUAGAGGAAUAUCAAGUGAAAGUUCUUAUGCAAAAUAUUUUUGAAUCGAGUUUUAAAGAGUUUCGAGUUAUUGCUAUCGGAGAGGCUCAACGUAUCGAUGACGAUUCCUGGAAAUUAAUCAUCUUAAUGCUCCAAAAUAAAAUAAUUUUCCUUCUCUUAACAACAAAUAGUACAAUGCUUGUUCACACGUUUUUUUUAGCGUUUAGCAGCAAUUCACUAUCAAAUCAUAUGAUUGUGAAAGUGCAUAUAGCGGGCAUUGACCGACGCUAUCUGUCUGCACUAGCGUGUCAAUUGUUGGAUGUUCAGGCUGUACCUUCGGAAUUGGAUAAAGUAAUUGAAAGCGCGAGUGACGGUUUACCAGGAUGGAUACAGAACUUUCUCAUAUGCCUAGUGCAGAGGGAACAAUUAACAAUGGUCACUGUACCCAGGUCGCAGGCGUUAGACACAGGAGCACUUAUACCACCCUCUACUCUAUUAAAGAAGUCUGAAAAUAAACAGAGCAUCACGUCAGAAAGCUUUCUUUUAGGUAGUAAAUAUUACAAAAAGAGCGAUAUAAGCAUAUCAGAUGAACACCAGAAUGAUAUUAUCCAAAUGGCAGUUUUGUCCAAGUAUUACAACUUCGAAGAUGUGAAGGUUGACAUGAAGAUGGAUGUGUUAAUAUUGAAAACAUACGAUUCAUUGACACCAUUUGAAAAGAUGCUCUUGAAAUGUGCGUCCGUUCUCGGCGAUACAUUUUCCAGAAGAAUGCUGAUUCAUCUAAUGCAGUGUGAUUCUCAAAGAAAAAUUGCUCAAGCCGUUGCAAAAUUAUUUUCGAUAAGGGUGUUAGAAUGUGAAGGGGGCGACUUUACACGUGACUAUUCGAGAGUGCUGGUCCACUCGGCGCCGAUACGAAGAGAUGCUUCGCUGCCUUUCUGUUUCUGUAUGGGGAUUAAACCGCUGCCCAAUUGUGGGGACUUGCCUUUGUACGCUUUCUGUGGAUACAUGAAGUUUCGGCACACGCUUUUCCGAACAACUACGUAUGACUUGCUCACAGAAUGUCAGAAGGGCGAAAUGCAUACACGCGCGCUCUUAUAUUUAGAGAGAUACACAAGAAAAUGUGUCACGUGUGGUGCUGGUUGCUUUUCUCAGCUCUUUGGACUUAGGUGUGAUGACGGUUUAAAGAAAGAGAGCGACGAGCUAAAACUUACUCAUGAACAAAUUCGAACAAUGAAUGCUGAAACAAAAAUAUCAGAGGGAAAUAUUUAUGCGGCUCUGGAAAAUAUUACCGAUAUUGGUUCAUGUAGUCGUCGAAAUUCAGACAAACUCACAGCUUCUGAAGCUGAUAUGAGACGUGUGAGUCGAUCGAUGCAAAACAGGAAAGACACAAAAAUCCCAUCAUUCUCAUCGGUUGAUUUGAAUUCUUGUGAAUGUAUGCCUAUAUUAUUGGCGGCGUAUUCACAAGCGAUUGGCCAUUGUCAAUGGGCGGGAGAUCAUGAGAAAUUAUUCGAUACGUACUUGGAGUACGCAGAUUUAAGCAUUUUGAACAAUAACACUCCCCGAGCUAUUCACCUUCUGUCUGAAGUGGAAACUAUAUUUAAAGGCAAUCGUAAUUUAAAAGAGACUAGCGCUAAAUGGGUAUACGAUUCCAAAUUGGCCCGAAUAUAUUCGCUUCGAGGCGCUUGCCUUCUGGAGUGCGGCGAUGUGAAGCAAGCCAGAGAGAAUUUGUUUGAAGCUAUGAAACUCUUUAGCGACCCAUUUCCUGAAUCAGCAAACUCUAUCAAAUUACAAAACUGUAAGAAAUCAUUUAGUCAAUUAAUGGCUUUAUAUUUCGCGCCCCAAAUGUACAUUGCUAUUGAAAGCGGACUUGUGGGAGACUUUUACGACAAGAUUACUCUAACUCUCAAUAGACUAUUUAAACUUUUUACGGUGUGUAAAGAAAUGUCAAACGCAUCGUUAGCAGCUAAAUGGUCGUUAAACUAUGCAUUAAAAACUGACUCCAAUUUUCGACUUAUGUGCAUGAGCUAUGGAAACAUGAUCAGUGUGUAUAGACAAAUGAAAAAGUUUAGACUAUGUCAUCGAUUAGAAACAAAAGCGCGGGAGAUGUGUCAACGGAAACGUGGUCGUGUGGACCUCAUGGAAGUCUAUGCAGUUGGACAUCUUUAUACAAAUAUAUUUUUGUACAAUGUACAACGUGGAAAUAAAAUAAUCAGUCUGGAAUUUGGUCUUUCCGUAAUGCGAAUUAUGACAAGUCUAUCCGACGUGCGCACGCGGGAAUCGCUCAUUUUCUGGAUCCUUGAGCUUCUGCUCACUGAGCUGCGCGUUCAGCAAAUGGUGUCGAUAAUGAAAGAGUUUAUUUAUUUGAACGAGCAUUAUGAUGUGAGCUCGGAAGCUUGGUACUACUACUACGCGAUGGCUAUAUACCUGGAUACUGGAUUUUGCGUUGAAUCUUACAGAGCCUGUGAAACAUUUUAUAUGGAGAAAGGCGAGAUGUUCCUCAGAUCCAAGACUCCGGAGGCCGCAUGGAACUUUUUCGCCUGCAUGUGGCUUUUUACAAUGAGAGUGGGAUUAUGGGAAAAGAGCAUUAUGUGGAAUGAGAAAAUUGAACAAAUCCGACACAUUGAAAGCGUAAAUCACGAAUAUUAUACCUCACUUAUGUUAAGACUUGUAGAGGGUUAUUUAAUCGAUUUAGUGAGAGAGUUAAAUAACAGAAAUAUAAAAAAUAUUAUUAACAUAGUGAAGUUAUUGAAGAAUUUAUUUGCCGAGUUGGAUGUGGCUAGUAAACACAUUCCUAUUUUUCGUUCAAGGUACUACUUAUUCAGUGCCUAUUAUCACUAUAUAAGGCGAAAGAAACAUCGCGCAUUUGGUAUUUUAAACAAAGCGACCCAAUGUGCAAAGAAGUAUUCAGAUAAAUUAAUGAUUAUAUGGAUCGAACAUAACAGGCUUUAUUGGAAGCGUUCGUUAAAUCCGAGACUUGAAAAUUAUUGGGCUGAACAUGUUGAAUCUGAUACUCUUUUGAGCUACAAAUCUUUCGACGCAGAAAUGGGCAGAAAAAUUAUUCCAUACACAUUACCACUACCAAAAAUAUUCUAAAUUUUUAUGUUAGUUGCUUUUUCUAACUUAAUU